This is a messenger RNA of Vigna unguiculata (cowpea), 933 nucleotides long. Its product is annotated as CURVATURE THYLAKOID 1D-like protein. The record is from RefSeq and is a predicted model, not a curated record. Gene Ontology annotation, cellular component: chloroplast thylakoid membrane; thylakoid. NCBI's taxonomy places the organism in Eukaryota, Viridiplantae, Streptophyta, Magnoliopsida, Fabales, Fabaceae.
AAACGAAAACCCUAGAUGAAACACUUUGUAUAAAAAGGAAGCACUGAAUCCCUACAAUAUCACCGCAUUCCUCAAAUCAGAAUAGCAGCAAUGGGUAUUUGUACAGUUCAGCCUAUCCCUCUCUCGAAACUUCCUAACGCUUCCUAUUCUCUCCCUAAGCCCUCUCUUUCUCGCAGAGUAAUCCUUACCACUCCCACCGCCACACUUUUUUCUCGAUCUAUUUUCUUGAGAAAUUUGUUGCCAAGGGCUACACCUUCCGAAGAAAUAUCCGGUGGGUCAAGUCAGUUUUUCAAUGAGAAACGCGAUGUUGUGAUAACCCUGGAAGAGGGUAAAGCUGAUGAUAAAAAGGAGUUGGAAGAAACGGUGAACGAAGACGCAAGAAAAGAGUUACCAGAAGAAGGACCGAGUUUGUCUUUUGAUUUCCUGGAUAAGUUCAAUCUUGACACAAAUGACACUGGUUCCAUUGUCUUGUAUGGAGGUGGUGUCUUGACGGCUCUGUGGCUAACAACCGCAGUUGUUGGUGCAAUUGAUUCUAUCCCAUUGUUCCCUAAGUUGCUGGAAGUUGUUGGGCUUGCAUACACAGUAUGGUUCACUUCCCGAUAUCUGCUUUUCAAGCAAAGUAGAGAUGAACUGUCUACUAAAAUAGAGGAGCUAAAGGAGCAGGUUUUUGGUUCAGAAGAUAAUUGAUUUUUGUGUUUCCACUUCAUGAUUGUACAGUUGCUUCUGGUUUAGUCAGGGGAAUGUGAUAUUAGUCUGCCCCUUGGUGAGCCUUUCCUCUAUAUGCAGCCUCCCAUUAGUGUUGGUUGAGAAUUAAAAAUAUACCCAGCAACAGUUUUCACAUAUUCAAGGUAUUUUUACCGUAUGGCCAAAUUGCCUUUUCCAUUUUUUUUUCUAUCUUUAUCGACUUCUAAAAUAAAAUAGAUUAUGUUGACA